Messenger RNA from Olea europaea var. sylvestris, 2768 nucleotides. RefSeq names its product transcription factor TCP4-like. NCBI's taxonomy places the organism in Eukaryota, Viridiplantae, Streptophyta, Magnoliopsida, Lamiales, Oleaceae. The record is from RefSeq and is a predicted model, not a curated record. Gene Ontology annotation, molecular function: DNA-binding transcription factor activity; sequence-specific DNA binding. The transcript is spliced from 2 exons. Gene Ontology annotation, cellular component: nucleus. Gene Ontology annotation, biological process: regulation of secondary shoot formation. Bases 1044 to 2336 code for a protein of 430 amino acids.
UUAUCACUAAGAAGUUGAAACUAAAAAUAAAAUAAAAUAAAAUCUUGGAGAGAGAACCCAAUGGGGAAGGAAUUUUGAAGAAAGUAGCAAAAUAUUUGUAAAAGAAAGAUCGAGAAUUGGUGGCGUUCUCUGGUUCUGGUAUUAGUGUUUGCAUAGACUGUACAAAAAGCAGCAGGUGCAGAAACCAUUGAUGAGAUCACAGAUAUCUUUAAUCUCCUUUCUGACCAAACACUGCCGAUUGAAUAAAAACUUGUCCUCUUGUUUCUUGGUUCAAAACCCAUCUCAUUGAUUGAGCAAAAAAUUAUAGUGUACUGGAGGAGAAGAGGGAUUCUUGAUUUUAGCCUAAAAAAUCAAGAAUUCUCUUUAUAUACAGUACAGAUUACAGUAAUAGAUAGAGUACGUACUGUUAGCCUAUUAUUAAAAGCUGUUUAAAAGUGAGAAAGCAGUAUGAAGAAAAUGGGCUAGGCUGAAAAUUAGAUUGUUAUAGGGGGAGUGCUCUCUCUGUCUAAAGUGAUGGAAUUUGGAAGUUUGAAUGGCAGGGACUUUUGGGGUAAGCAGAUAUUACAGAAACAGAGUAAGAAAAAAGAGGAGAAGAGUGAGAAGCAGCAGCAGCAGCAAAAAAAAGCCACUCAUUGAAAAUAAGCAAAAGUUGUUUAAAAAAGAAGCUGGAACAGGAAAAGAAGAACAAGGGUCUGAGUCUGGAUCCUCUGAGGAAUCCUCAUCUUUAUCCGAACGAGAACCAAAAAUCCCAAGUUGUUAGAUUCUCAAGAAAUGUAGAAGAAGAGGAAGAGGAAAAAGACCACCACCGCCGCCGCCAGGAGGAGGAGGAGGAACAAUCACAACCAGAAGCGCCGCUGUCUCAUGGUCAUCACCACCAACUUCAUCAGUCUGUAGAAUUUUUCCAACAUAAUCAGCCGUCAGGCUUUGUUAGUUUAGAAGAAAUAGCAUCACAGCCACAAGCGCAGUUGACAAAGAAACGUUUAUACUAUCCUACUUCAUCAUCACUGGAGCCGGCCGGAGAACAUGCAAGAUUGUCUGAGAAAAUGGGGGAAAAUUCUCAUCACCGCCAAAUGUUGUCGAGAUUGAGAAACACAGGCGGUGAGAUAGUGGAAGUUCAAGGCGGUCAUAUCAUAAGGUCCACAGGACGAAAAGAUCGGCAUAGUAAAGUCUGUACCUCUAAAGGACCAAGGGACCGCCGUGUUCGCCUCGCUGCUCAUACUGCCAUUCAGUUCUAUGAUGUACAGGACCGCCUUGGUUUUGACCGCCCGAGCAAGGCUGUGGAUUGGCUUAUAAAAAAGGCCCAGGCAGCCAUUGACGAGCUGGCGCAACUGCCGGCCUGGAAACCCACCACUGGUUCGUCAGUAGAAGCGAGUUUUAAGCAAGAUGCACAGAAGCUUUUUGACGAAAACCACCAGCAACAAUCACAGCGCCAGAUGGAUAUUAAUAUUGCAGGGCCUUCGAGUAAAAGGGCAAUGAGAAUGCUGGGAGGUGAAAGUGAGCAACAAGGUUUGCACCAGAGGGAAACUGCGAAUCCGAACUCGAACCUGAACGCGAGCUUUCUGCCCCCUUCGUUGGACUCCGAUGUCAUAGCAGAUACUAUUAAGUCCUUAUUCCCAAUGGGUGCUUCGGCCGAGGCCAGUUCCUCAGCUAUGCAGUUUCAGAACUUUGGAACUUCUGAUUUGCUGUCAAGAACCAAUAGCCAUAGCCAAGAUCUAAGGCUCUCUUUGCAGUCAUUUCAAGAUCCAAUUUUGCUCCACCACCACAACCAACAACAGCCUCAGCAGCAUCAAAAUCCCAUUCACCACAAUGAACAAACACAUGUUCAAUCACAAGCACAAAUCCUAUUAAGUGGCACUCCAUUGGGGUUUGAUGGCACUGCCGCCUGGUCUGAACAACUCCAGCAGAUGUCUGAAAUCAGCCGGUUCCAGAGGCUUCCGGCUUGGAAUGCCAGUGGAGACACCGUGACUGGGAGUGGUGGAGCAGCUAUAUACUCGUUUAAUUCUCCAUCAGUGCCUCAGCCACUGUUGCAACAGCUGUUAGUCCAAAACCAGUUUCUUUCUCAGAGGGGACCCCUUCAGUCCAGUAACUCACCUUCGAUUCGUGCUUGGAUGGACCCAUCCGCCGGCUCUAUUGCCACGACUGAUCAUAGCCAACAGCUGCAGAACCAUCCUGCAGUGUUUCCCAUUUAUCCAUCUUCGCUACCUGGAAUUGGAUUUGCCUCAGGAGUGGGUGGAUUCUCUGGGUUUCAUAUUCCUACACGAAUUCAGGGUGAUGAAGAGGAGCAUGAUGGUUAUUCCGACAAGCCAUCCUCUGCUUCCUCUGAUUCUCGCCAUUGAGAGUUAAACUCACAAAACAGCGAAUCCUCUCUUGCAUUGACAGGAAUUUAUCGAUUUGCCAGUGGAAGAAAUCAGGCAGUACAAUAUAUCCUAGUUUUUGCUGCUCCUGGUUCCUUUGAGGUACUUUGGUGAGUUAAGUCUGGUGGCCACUGCCGUGGGAAGAAGAAUUCUGAGUGUCAUUUCAGAUUUUUCAAUACCGGAUUGCUAUUCUACUUACAGUUUAAUGUGUUUACUGUCUGAGUGAGCUAGUAGCUUAACUUUGUUUCAAGCCGUUCUAUUUACUUUCUGUUUUUGUUGUUAGACAUGUUUUGCCGCUCCUGUCUAUUAGUUUUGUUCCUACUCUUUGAUGAAUUCUCAGGUAAUGAGUUUAGGAUUUCAAGGAAGAUGUGUUUUCAUGAAAUAUAACUUCAUAUCUUCUUCAUUUGGACCAAA